CUGUGGUACAAGCGAGGACGGGAAGGGCUCUGUGUAGAGGGGGGAUGUAGAGAGCAGAUGCCACACCUCUGUUGUGUUUUGUUAACCUGAAAUGAAUAGAGCUGAGGAAUUUAACACACUGAAUUGAAAGGUGAGUUUCUCCCAUGUGCUGUGUGUAGGAUGCCUGUCUUCCUCUAGCUGAUCUACAGAGAUUUGUAAAUCUAUUAUGCUUCCACACACCCUCAUAGAAACUUGUGCUUUAGGUUUAGCAUGCAGAAAACUUUAGGUCCUUGGUCCAUAUUCAUGUGUUUGUCCAAAAGUGAUCGGAUUACCUUUCCUUCAAGAUUGGUCAUAUUCCUUUUCCUCAGAUAAAACUGUCAUGCUACAAGUUUUCCACCAUCCCUGUCUCUAGAGAGAAUCUUGGAGACUUGAAGGUGACUUUUCUGAAAAAUGGUCUCAAUAAAAUUCCAAAAAUACUUUAUAAUUUGGAGCCUGCUCCUCAACCUCCAGCAGAGAUCAAAGAGAUCCCAGAAAAAAUAUUAAGCACCAUGCAUUCCUGGGAGCUGAGCCUUUGGCUGUAAUGAAUCAAUCAACUACCCUUUUAUCAGCCAGAUAUAAACUGACUUAGGGAAUUUUGGAGCCAAAGGCUACUGGUACAAGGCUAAUGGUUUAGGCUUUGUUUUCAUUAAAAAGUUUGACUCCAAAGGAAGGUCUUUGUUUUCAAAAAGUGUUUUUAACAUCUUCCUGUUAUUUUCACCCUCAAGCUUGCUCAGCCAGUUGGGUUUGAAAAUCUUGUUCUUGCUUCCUAGUGGCAAGAUUGUGUGUUGAUGGUAGAAAUGGGGUGCCAAUUACUAUCUGUCAUUGGUAUUUAUGGGGUUCCAACUGCUACAGUACUGUGGUGCCAGGUACAACAUUGAGAUAAGCAGGGAAGUUAUUGAAUGUGGACUCUGCUCUUCCCACCCGAGUGCUUGGCCCCUUCGACUUGGAGACUUUGUCCUCUCUCCCAUGCUCAGAUGCGGGGCACCCGAGAAAAAGUGAGGUUUGUGUUUGCUGCCGAGCAGCCCCGGCCUGUGAGCCCAGCCAGGCUGUACCUGGUACCUGUGGCUCCAUCAUGUCCUGCUUCCAUCCCUGAUGCUGGCAUGUGAGCCAAGGCACCGGCGCUGGCACCGGUGGCACCGGGAGCAGAACCCACAGAGCCUGUGGCCUGCACACCAGCUGCUGCUGAACUCUUUUCCAUAGAAUGUUUUCCAAAAUCCGGCAAACUGUGUCAACUGGGAGAGCUGAAAUCAACUGAGGUACUGCUUCCCAGGCUGUGCAGGGUCACAGAAGUGUCCCAGUCAGACAGCACGGAAAGCUUUGAUCUCUCUGGAGAAAGAAACUGGCAUGACGCAGAGGGCUGCUGGAGCCUGGCUGGCAUGAAUGGGAAGAAUUUCUUCCAGCUACAGCUCUGAUGGUUCUAACUGAUGCCCAAGGAGAAAUCUUGAUGAUUUAGAGAUGAAGAAGAAAGGAACUGCACCCUUGAUGUCAUUCAUUUAGCUGUGGAAGGCUUUAUCAGCCCUUGCGGAGGCUUUCCCCUGUGCACAGCAUUCAAGGCUGGAGCUGCAGAGGAGGAAAAUGGAGCCUGUAGGUCUUCUGGCACUUGCCUCCCUAGAAAUGAGCAGUACCACAGUCACCCUGGCUUUGCUGGCAGUAUUCCUGGUCCUGCUGUAUUGGUACUCCACAUCUGCGUUCUCCAAACUAAGCAAAGUAGGGAUCCAGCAUCCUCCACCUCUUCCUUUCAUUGGAAACCUGCUCUUUUUCCGAGAGGGUUUUUGGGAAAGCCACACAAAACUAAUAACAGAGUAUGGACCUGUUUGUGGGUAUUAUAUUGGUCGCCAGAUGUUUGUGGUGGUCUCCUCACCAGAGAUGAUCAAGCAAAUCUUAGUGACAGAUUUUAGUAACUUCACCAACAGAAUUAAACCAAACUUGAUAUCCAAGCCAAUGCUUGAUAGCAUCCUUUGUCUUCGUGAUGACAGAUGGAAGUAUGUGCGGAGCCUCCUGACCCCAGCCUUCAGCGAUACCAAACUGAAAGAGAUGACACCACUGAUAAAUCAGGCCUGUGACAUCCUGCUGUGUAACUUGAAGGUCUACGCAGAUUCUGGCAAAGCUUUUGAUAUCCAGAGGUGUUACAACUGCUUUACCUUGGAUGUUGUUGGUAGUGUAGCCUUUGGUACUGAGGUGGAUUCUCAGAAAAAUCCUGAUGACCCCUUUGUUAAGAAUUGCAGAACAUUCUUUGAAAUGUCUCUGUUUAAGCCUCUUCUCAUUCUAAUCCUUUCUUUCCCAUUCAUAAUGAUCCCAUUGCUACGCAUUUUUCCCAACAAGAAACAAAAGGAACUGAAUGGAUUUUUUAUCCAAACCAUAAAAAACGCAAUUGUCUACAGACACCAGCAAGAUGCAGCUGAGAGGCGCAGAGAUUUUCUCCAGUGGAUGCUCGACGCCUGCGACUCAGCCGACUCCCUGGCAGCCGGGUGCUGGGAUGUGCCCGGCCCAUCUGCUGCUCUCAGACAGGAUGAAGCGCCUCCGGUUGGCACGGCCCCAUCUGAAAAGGCUCAGAAGACGCUAACAGAGGAUGAGAUAGCAGGCCAGGCUUUCCUGUUCCUGAUCGCUGGGUAUGAGACCACCACGAGCACGCUGUCCUUUGCCACCUACUUGCUGGCCACCAACCCAGAAUGCCAGGAGAAGGUGCUUCGGGAGGUCGAUGAGUUCUUUGCAAAACAUAUGGUCCCUGAUUACCAAAAUGUACAAGAACUCCCUUAUCUGGACAUGGUGAUUGCAGAGACAUUGCGCAUGUACCCACCUGCAUUCAGAUUCACUAGGGAAGCAGCUAAAGACUGUGUAGUGCUGGGGCAGCAUAUUCCAGCUGGAGCUGUCAUUGAAACUGCAGUGGGACACCUUCACCACAACCCUGAGUUCUGGCCAGAACCUGAGAAGUUCAUUCCUGAGAGGUUUACAGAGGAGGCCAAGAAGGAACGACAUCCUUUUGCAUACCUGCCAUUUGGAGCAGGACCCCGUGGCUGCAUUGGCAUGAAAAUGGGUUUGUUGGAGACAAAAAUGACUCUGCUGAGGAUUUUGCAGAAGUUUCAAUUCAAGGCCUGCCCAGAGACUGAGAUUCCUUUGCAGCUCAAAUCAAAAGCCACACUUGGACCAAAAAAUGGAGUCUACAUUAUGCUGGAAUCUCGCUAAAAGCAAAUACACAUCCUGAAGCUUUCUGGAAUGAAACCCUUUAUUAGUAACUCACUGGGUAUAAAUAUUUUUCAAAACUUCAAGAACAGGUGGGAGCCUAAAUCCCACUGAUGGUCAGUAGGUGCUUCCUCACUGCCCUCCUGUGGGACAGCCUCCAGUCACUUAUUAAAAUAGGCUCCACAGUCUUUUUUGGAGCUUUUCAAAUUGUUCUGAAUAGUAUCUGUAAAGAAGCAUCCCACUUUCACUUGCUUUUCUGUAGCACACUUCUUUUCACUUUUCAGUGAGAAUGCUUUCCUCAUGCUCAAUUUCCACAAUUUACAGUAGAUUUUAAUUUCAAUUCAUUGUAUGACACAUCCUUCUCAUGCACUUUCAAGUCCCUAGAGAAAGCCCCUAAGGCACCACAGUUACAGCAGAAGACCUGGGAUGCAGUGAUUGGAUUUUUUCAUGGACUCCAUUAACAGUCAAAGCUGAGGCUCCUGUACAGUGUUUAAUCUCUACCUGUGUCUGUAAAGCCAGAAAAGUUGCACCUCCUUCAUGCUUUGAAGUGAUUUUGAAUACACUUAGAUUAACAAUUUGCACUUGGCACAUUCCAUCACCACGACAGAAGAAGAAUGAAGAGUUCCCUGACUUACCAGUAAAGUUCCAUCAGCAAAGACCAAAGAAAUGAGGUGACAGCCAUUUUGCUGGCUGCUGAACUGCUGUAGGAAAGGUGGAGACAAAGCAAGCAGGAGGACUGGAGGAAAUCUAGAAGUAAUCAGAAGGUGUUGGUACCACAUCUGAUUCAUGGGGAGGCCUUUCCUUUCCAAGCAUUUCAGUUGGCGUCAUCCCUGUCUAGCUCCUUCAAUCAAGGAAAUUAAGAGGAUGCAUGUGCUAGAGCUAGUGGCAUCCAGGAUCAUCAGACCCAGCAGCCCUCUUGACUCCUGUAACACUGGAGCAGGUCAUGUCCCAAGUGCCUCACCCCCUCAGGAAGGAACUUGUCUGACUGCCAGCUGCAGCAGCCCCAUGGAUCCAUUCAGGCUGUGUGACUGCACGUGCAUCUUCCCAGCCAAAACAACCGUAGCUUCCACUCCUCACAUUCCCUGUCCUACUCCUCUGCAAAGCCAUCACCUGCCAUGCAGCUAGUGUUGCACAAGGAGUUGGGAGGGGACACUGCUGGACUAGCUGACCCUCACUGAACACAGGGACAUUCCAUACCCUACAGCACUAUGCUCAGCACAUACAACUAGGGGAAGAGGAAGGAAAUGGGACAGCAUUCAAAGUGAUGGCAUUUGCCUUCCCAAGUCACAGUUAUGCCUGCUGAAGCUCUGCUUCCUGGGGUGGUGGAACACCUGCCUCCACAUGGGAAAUGGUGAAUUAAUUCCUUGUUUCGUGUGUGGCUUUUGCUUUACCUAUUAAAUUGUCUUUGUCUCAA
Messenger RNA from Parus major (Great Tit), 4612 nucleotides. It is a transcript of the gene TBXAS1, whose product is annotated as thromboxane A synthase 1. The record is from RefSeq and is a predicted model, not a curated record. Gene Ontology annotation, molecular function: thromboxane-A synthase activity; steroid hydroxylase activity; iron ion binding. Bases 1594 to 3201 code for a protein of 535 amino acids. The transcript is spliced from 15 exons. NCBI's taxonomy places the organism in Eukaryota, Metazoa, Chordata, Aves, Passeriformes, Paridae.